AUGGAAGAAGGAAAUAGUGUGCAAGUUUUAGAAAAAAUAUCUAGCGAAGUAGAUGAAUCCCAAAUAAAAGUAAUUCUAUCAAGCCAGUGUAUCAAGGCUCAAGCUUUUUUACUUGAAAAACUGAAAAAACAAUCUGAACGCCAUAAGGAAACCUGCAGCUUCAUCAGUAGCGCGAACUUGAAAGUGGAGACUGAAAUAAAACAGGCCGAACAGGAAAUAAGGAGCAUGUUAAUUGCUCAAGAGACUUUAAAAUCAGCUAAUGUUGAAAUAAAAAAAGAAUGGCUUUUGGCUAAAAAUCGAAAAGCAGAUAUAAUAGAACACGUAAACGAAGGAAUAAAGAAGUAUGAGGCUAAGUGGUCAGAGUGUAAAACAAGAUAUGAAAGUAUACCAUUUGUUCAAAAUUUACUACAAUCUCUGGAAAAACAAAAAACAACUGACCAAACUAUCAACGACAUGGAUAAAGAGAUAACAAAACUUUAUGACGAAAUGGAAAUACGACGUAAAAAAUGUAAUGAAUUAAACAUAAUACGAGCCGUUGAACUUGCUAAUUUUAUGAUUCACGAACGGCCAAAAACAAUAAAAACACUUAAGGAAAAAGCUGAGAUGAUAAACAGUUUAACUCAAGACAUUGAACUGUUACUGAAAGAUAGAGCUGAAAAUAUGAUUGCUGUAGCAGUUACCGAACCUAUGAAGUUAAAUGAAUUCAAAGGAGAGGAGGCGUUGAAUAAACAUGCCGAUAAUAAUCUUUCUCAAUGGGAAGACGAUCCACUGAUUCCGAAAUUAGAUCUAGCCAACUUCGAUCUAGAUAUUAGUGAUGUUAAUUUAGAUCAGGUAAAGAUGAAAAAGGACGAGAUUCUUAAUACUCUUCCGAGUAGAACCAAUUCUAUUCUACAAAUUGUUGAGAAGAAUGUUGAACACGAGAAAGCAUACGAAUACAUGAUAUCUCCAUAUUUUACACCUUACAAGGAGGAUAGGUCACGCAAUUUUUCUGAAAGAAAACUAAUUAAUAUUCUUGAAGAUAUCAAUAUCAAUAGCGGAGAUGUCUACAAUAUUGUAAAGAAGGUGAACCCUGAGAAACUGAAACCUGUAGGUGAAAUUUCAGUUGAUGCAGCUAAACACUACAAAGAAUCGGUAGCUUGUCAAAAAGAUCAGGAUGAUAGAAAAAACGAACCUAUAGUAAGUGAGAAAAUUGAGGAAAUCGAUUUGACAUCGUCUACCGUCGAAAAUAUUAUAAUACCUCCAACCCAAUUUUUGGAUAUUACAUUAUCGGAUGAUACACCAAGAAAGAGAGUCUGUUUCGAUUUGUCAUGUUCAAUGCAAAUAAAUGAAAUAGAUGAGAGUAAAGAAGACAUGGAGGAAGUUAAUGAACCUAUCAAUCAAUCUUUGUGUACCCAGUUAGAUGUAAGCACUGCAAGUGACGAAAGUUUAAUGAGGAUGAAAGAGAUAUUACUGAAAAAACAUAAUUUGGAUCUGUCGCCUCAAUUUGUGUAUGCUAAGAACAAUGUGUUGCAAAAGAAAGACGAUGAUAAAAUUAUAACAUCGAAAUUUUUCGAAAAUCAUACGGAAACCAUAAUAGUAAAUGACCAUGAUGAUAUAGCAAUGGAGGUUGAUGAACAACCAGAACCUGCAGAAACAGAAGAAACCUUGAAACCUCAAGAGGAUGUACAAGCAAUACAGUCUCCCAAAGAUGGCAUUGUAAUGCCAAUGGAUGAAGAUAAAAUGAUUAUUUCCACUUCUCAAACAAAUAAAGUAAAUUUAAAGCCGUUUGAGGAGCAAAAUUCAGAGAAAACUGUAGCUGGUUUACUUUUUACACAUGGACGUCAAGAGAUUCCUGAUUCACUUAAUGUGUCUUUAAGUACAAAUGGAUAUGAAGACUCUGAUUUUCCACAUUGCUUUGAUUCCAGUCUUCUUCUAUCACCUAAAGCUAAUGUACUAGCUGAAGGAGAUAAUAAUGAAGCUCUAUCACAAGAGGUUCCUAAUUUUCUUUCAGGAUUUCGUAAAGCAGGUUUGUCUUUUUUUGGUGGACCAUCAGCAUCAUCGGAACCCAAGCCAGAAUUAAAUGCAACAAAUGAACCCACUAAUUUCAGUUUUAAUUUUGGAGGGGACAAUAAAAACAGAGGUGGUCUAUUUAGCUUGUUUCGUUAA
Arctia plantaginis is the source of this 2145-nucleotide messenger RNA. The record is from the annotation of a GenBank genome assembly. NCBI's taxonomy places the organism in Eukaryota, Metazoa, Arthropoda, Insecta, Lepidoptera, Erebidae.